AUGUCUGUCCCCGCCUUCUCCGACAUUGCCAAGCCGGCCAACGAUCUCCUCAACAAGGAUUUCUACCACCUCUCUGCCACCACCUUCGAGUUCAAGGACACCGCCCCCAACGGCGUUGCUUUCAAGGUCACUGGCAAGUCCAGCCACGAGAAGGCCACCUCUGCUGCUAUUGAGGGAAAAUACACCGACAAGCCUACCGGUACGACUUCACUAUCUUUUCCUUCAACACCUUUGCUUUCACCGUCUGAAACUCCGUCUCUGUCUCCACCACCCAUACCCAAACCCCGCCGCAAAAAACAAAAUCUCCCCUCUCUCAGUGUAUCGCGAAUCCUUGGGCCCAAAUCUGGUUGGCCGAUCGGAUUUGCGACACUUUUUCAACCCGGCUAUGCUCAGCUGCUAAUGUUCUACUCCCACACAGGCCUGACCCUCACCCAGACCUGGAACACCGCCAACGCUCUCGACACCAAGAUCGAGGUUGCCGACUCCCUCGCCAAGGGCCUCAAGCUCGAGGGUCUCUUCAACUUCCUCCCCGCCACCGCCGCCAAGGGUGCUAAGUUCAACCUCCACUUCAAGCAGCCCGGUUUCCACGGCCGUGCUUUCUUCGACCUCCUCAAGGGCCCCGUCGCCAACGUCGAUGCUGUUGUCGGCCACGAGGGUUUCCUCGCUGGUGCCUCCGCCGGUUACGAUGCCAACAAGGCUGCUCUGACCGCCUACAGCGCCGCUGUCGGUUACGCUGCUCCCCAGUACAGCGCUGCCAUCACCGCUUCCGACAACCUCAGCGUCUUCGCUGCCUCUUACUACCACAAGGUUAACUCCCAGGUUGAGGCCGGUGCCAAGGCUACCUGGAACUCCAAGACCGGUAACGCUGUCGGUCUCGAGGUUGCCAGCAAGUACCGUAUCGACCCCGUCUCUUUCACCAAGGUCAAGAUCAACGACCGUGGUAUCGCUGCCCUUGCCUACAACGUUCUCCUCCGCGAGGGUGUCACCCUGGGUCUUGGUGGCUCUUUCGAUACCCAGAAGCUCGACCAGGCUACCCACAAGCUCGGAGCCAGCUUCACCUUCGAGGGUUAA
Fusarium sp. VM40 is the source of this 1071-nucleotide messenger RNA. Lineage: Eukaryota; Fungi; Ascomycota; Sordariomycetes; Hypocreales; Nectriaceae. The record is from the annotation of a GenBank genome assembly.